Messenger RNA from Cariama cristata (Red-legged seriema), 1278 nucleotides. Its product is annotated as TBC1 domain family member 1-like. The annotation marks the transcript as partial. Lineage: Eukaryota; Metazoa; Chordata; Aves; Cariamiformes; Cariamidae. The record is from RefSeq and is a predicted model, not a curated record. The transcript is spliced from 7 exons.
AUGCUGCAGUUUCACUUGUGGAAGAAUCUCCGUGAAGCCAUUGAUGCUGCUGGCAGGGCUGAAGGGACAGACCCUCACUUGUCUCCCAGGCCGGAUGCCAGCAACGCAGCAAAGAGAAAGUUCAGAUUUCUGCCGGAGCUGGGUUUUGAUGUCCGAGUUCUCACAAUGCCCCUGUCAGAGAACACUACGUUGCUGCUCAGUGUGUUUCUACAGGUGCCUGAGAUUAUAAGCUCUAUUCGACAAGCUGGAAAAAUUGCUCGUCAAGAAGAGUUUCAGAAUAAUCUCUCAGAUGUUGAAGACCCUUUUGCCAAAAAGUUUGAGGUGCUGUUCUGUGGACGAGUGACAGUAGCACAUAAAAAUGCACCUCCAGCACUCAUAGAUGAAUGCAUUGAGAAAUUUAAUCAUGCAAGUUGUACAAAAAAAUCAGAUUUCAACUCAUCAUCCCAACAACAUGAAACUGCCAAUAACUUCGGAGGCUUCUCUUUCAGCAACAAAUUUCGGUCUGUCUUCCAGCCCUUGGUCAGUGAAGAGGAGGAGAAAAGGCCAAUUAGGAAAUCCUUUUCUCAGCCUGGGCUUCGUUCCUUUGCUUUUAAGAAGGAUUUGCAAGAUGGAAGCCAUAGGAGUAACAGCUUUGUCAGAUCUUUUGAAGAAGAUGCAAUUUCACUGAACCUAAAAAGUCAACUUAUCUAUGGACACAGUGUUGUGCAGCCAACAGACAUUGCAGAAAACCGGACCAUGUUGUUUACGAUUGGCCAGUCUGAAGUUUACCUCAUCAGUCCUGACACAAAAAAAGUAGCAAUUGAGAAAAGCUUUAAAGAAAUAUCCUUUUGUUCUCAGGGAAUUAGACAUGUGGAUCACUUUGGGUUCAUCUGCAGAGAAUCUUCAGAAAAUGGAGGCUUCCACUUUGUUUGCUACGUCUUUCAGUGUACAGAUGAAGCACUGGUUGACGAAAUCAUGAUGACAUUGAAACAGGCUUUCACCGUAGCUGCUGUGCAACAGACUUCCAAGGCACAGCCUCAGCUCUGUGAAGGAUGUCCUAUGCAAAGCUUGCAUAAACUCUGUGAAAAGAUAGAAGGGUUACACCCUUCUAAGACUAAACUAGAACUACAAAAGCAUUUAACAACACUAAAUAACCAGGAGCAGGCCUCUAUUUUUGAAGAGGUUAAGAAAUUAAGACCAAGAAAUGAUCAAAAAGAGAAUGAGUUGGUUAUCUCUCUUUUGAGAAACAUGUAUGAAGAAAAACAGAAGGACCAUGUUCAUGUUGGAGAAGCAAAGCAG